Molecule: messenger RNA, 1772 nt
Organism: Gadus morhua (Atlantic cod)
Lineage: Eukaryota; Metazoa; Chordata; Actinopteri; Gadiformes; Gadidae
Exons: 7
Coding region: 133-783 (216 amino acids)
Source: RefSeq, a predicted model, not a curated record
UAAUAUCGAAAACAGGAAGUAAGAGAGGCGAGCAGAUGUGUCAAUCCCCAUUCCACACCAAAGGGGCGGGGCUGCGCUCAGAUAGGAUUCAUGGGAGGGGGGGCAGAAUAACGGGGACGGUAAACCGUUAACAUGGCAGACAAGGAAGACGGAACAAGAACAACGGGGAACAGCCUACCGAUUGAGGUUGACCAAGGUCCUCUGGUCUCGGUGACGUUCCAGAAGAACCCGGCACGCAAACAGAAGUACCUGGAGGCCAAACCUAAAGAAUUAGGGAUCACCCAGAUAGGCCUGAGUUUCUAUCAGAUGUCCUGGAUCUUGGCGGUAUUCAACCUCGAAGGCGUGUCUGGCGAAACCGUUCUGAGGGUACUUUUCGCCAUUGUCUCUAUAGUGGUGAUACUAGCUGGAAGUCUGGCCAUCGCUGCUACGACGCUCCACAUUCCCACUCUGAGAGCCUGUCUUACAGUGCAGAUCCUGGCCAUCGCUUUCACGGCAUUCGGCCUUAUCACCAUGUCGGGGGAGUUUCAUGAGGGCCGGCAUGCCUGCCAAUAUUUAGACUACGACCACCACAAUGAGACGACCAACCGGAGACGCAUUUGCGAAAAAAUGCAGAAUGCCUUAAAUAACCUGCACACGGGAGGGAUGCUGGUGCAGAUGGCGCUGGUGGCUAUCUCCAUUACCCUGGCGGUCUACUGCUGCAAAGUGAUCAACUGUUGUUCACCAGGAUCCAGAAUGCCGGUGAUCACUUUACAAGCCCCUUCCAACAUUUCUGCUCCUGAAUGAAGACAGACGCUUUGCAAGUAAAGAGGAAUCACUGACUAACACAUCCAUUAAAACCACAUAUAUGGUUUACUGCUACGCAGAUGUUGAGGCAACAUGCACAGUGUUGGCAUUGAUUCGUUGUCGAAAGCAUUACCUUUUACUGAUUAACCUUCUGACAUUUAGCCAUCCAUUCAUUCUAGUACCAAGUUUGAUAUUAACUCCUCUGAACAUUUUCAAGAUGUAAAACAUUAUUUUUAACACAAUCAUAUAUAAAUCCAUAUGUGGCAGUUAUCCCAGCUCCUCCUAGCUGAGUGUUGAUGUGUCCCUCAGCAAGACACUUAACCCUAACUGCGCCUGACGAGCUGGCUGUCACCUUGCAUGUUUGACUCUGCCGUCGUUGUGUCAAUGUGUGUACUAACCGAUGUAAGUUAGUUUGGAUAAAAGCGUCUGCCCCUAAUUGUAAUCCCAGUUAAAAACCACCGAGGUGAUUGUACUGACUUUAGUUAACCCGUUUAUUUCAGAGUGUGUUGACCAUCGGAGCAGGGGCUCUCUGGGGUGUGUGUGGUGAUGGCUGGAUGCACCACAGGGGUGCAGCCUCACCCAGCCCAGAGUUGUAUCAGUCAGACUCAGGCCAGGUGAGGCUGCUUUAACUGGCCAUCAUCCACACACACUCCACACCAUACUAAUAACUCAUUUUUAAAUGAUUGAUAUACUUUUUUUUACCAUUGAAUAGAAUACACUCUUUAACAGAUAGGUCUUUAUUUCAUUUUUUUAUGCAAGAUAACGUGUGGUGAUUUUGUGUUCACAUGAGACUGCAAAGUGUUCAGUACACUCCCAAAACAUAUCAGCAACUUUGCUUCAAGCCGCUGAAGGCGAGAUUUUAAGUGCUAAACUAAUCAGCAUCCCCUCCUAGUCCUAUUAACACCAAGUAUAUGAGUAUUCUAAUACAGUAUACAAAGCAAUUGUGUAUCUUGCAACUUGUUAAAAAAAAUAAUAAAAUGUUAACUUGA